UAGAUUUAUUGUAGAUUUAUUUGUAGGAAAGCUAAUGCUUGUGCUUUUUUUGAAGUUUAACGAGUUGUAAAAUUAUAAUCUGGCGACGAAAGAACACAAAACAGAAGCAAAAAGCAAUACGCAAGUUUUUACUAUAGCAAAUUGUUUGUUAGAUUUAUUACCAAAAUAACGUUUCGUGAAAAAAAUUAUUAGAAAAAUAAAUUUUUGACUGAAACAAGAUGCAGAAGGGACAUAAAAAGAUAAAAAAAUAAUUAAACUAAAUAAAAGUUAAAUUAGGACUAACGCAAAUAUGUAUAUACAAAGCUUUCCGUCUUUUUAAUUAUCCUUUUAAAAAGAGUUGGGAAGAUAAAAGCAAAAGGAGCUGAAACAAACCUUAAUACUUUAUUUAGGUGGGUUUUAAUCUUUGAAAUAAAUAUUUUGAACAUGCUAUUAAAUGUGUUGCCAAAAAAUUGUCGUAAUGCCUCGUUCUGAUUACCCUAAUCACCACCAUAAACAUUCAAUCCGUCGCUCAAAAUACGUCCAAAAAAAAGUAUUAAAUCUGCGGAUCGAUCCGGAAAAACCAACUUUCAUCUUUUAAUAUCUCGUGGCAUAAAUUACGUGGAACUUUUGAAUAUAACUUGAUUUGUAAGUAAUAUAUGUCAGUUGCAAGUUGCGUAAUUUUGUAAUUAUUUCCACCAGAGCAGUUAUUUAAACGCGCCAAACAAAUAAACGUUUCGAGGAAUCCUCUUUUGUUUUGUGUUUUUUCUAGACAUAAAAAUUGUAAUAUUUUGGCAAGAGUGUAUUUAUUGGAACGGUUCCCGAUCGGAAAAAUAAAUAUCGCUAAUUGGAUAAAUAAUCCGAUUUUGAAAAUUAUUAAUAAUGUGGUCAUUUUACGACCACUAAUGAAGCGAACAUAUCUAAAAUUAGUUCUUUUCAAGAGGGGAUUUAUGAAUCCGUGAAAAUGAAUGCGAAGCAAUUUGAGAAAUGGAACGAUUAGGUCCCGUAACGGUUGUCUUUCAGAUUUACAUAAUUGGACCUCUUUAGAUGAUACAUCCUGUAGAUUUACAUUUUGAUUAGAUUUUCGUGGUUUUGCAGCUUUUCGUCUCGUGGAGCAUAACGAUCAACAACAACAUUCGGUUAUUCAAAUGCGCUUAAUGUUUCUUGAAUUUUUUAUUAUAACAUAGUUCGGGGAGAGUUUUUGUCAACUUUGGGUGGGUUUUAUGGAAAUUAAGCUCGAUUUAUUAUCGCAGAGGUGUCACCUAAACCCAAAACAACAUAAUUAAUUGAAUCAAUAGAAAAUUAGAAAAUUUUGGCUAAAUUUCAGUGAUUUAGAAUUGUCGUAGGGCUCUCUUAGCUCCUGUUUGGUAAUUUAUUAUCAGUGUCGGUGCAGUAAAGCUUUUGUCACUUACUUGGCUUAAACUUGCUCCUAAACCAAGUUCUUCAUGUUCCUUUGUGCUUAACAUAAUUAAAGUGUCGGCAUUGUUACGGCAGCCACUUUUACCCUAUUGAAAAAUCGAAUUAAGUCGCUGCCGCUGCGACAUUUGUCAAUUUCCGGGUUGUAUUCGCGUCCAUUUACCGUUUUUAAUUAUCAACAUGACAUGUGGCUGAUAAAACCGGGAUUUUUCCGUCGAAAAUCAAACAUACAGUCCUUUUGUAAAUUUAGGGAAACGAUAGGUACACUUGAAACUGUUUAACAUCGAACUUCCAUUAAGUCUAUAAUAAUAAAAGCUUUCAUCGAUAAUCCUUUUUACCUGAAGGAUGGGCUUUGACGCUAAACAAUUUUCGGAUAGUUUGUAAUGAAAUUGUGGGUGAAGAGAGAUACUGAAAAAAGGAAAAUUAAACUUGUACUGAUUUGCAGUUUCAUAAAAGGGAUCUGAAACUCAAUCGAAUUUGGAAUUUUAAUAAAACUGUUAAAGGAAAGCAAGCCACCACAAAGAAAUAUUUCAGUUUGAAGAGCAAUUUUUCAGAUUUUCUUCCAGAUUUAGACGAAAUGAAUCGCUCUCUCAAAGAACAAGUUUCAAAAUUACGUAAUGGAAGCAAAUAAAGAAUAGUUUCUGUUUUGAAAACAUCAUGUUUUCAAUUGAGUCUUAUUAUUUAUUCAAUUAACCUGAACGUAUCCUAGACUUUCCUUUGUGAAUAACAAGAAAAUACAGGUGUGCCAUGUUGUGUUGAAUCAAUGGAUCCGAAUCACACAAUCCCUCAAAAUAUCUCGUCCCUUUUGGACGAGAGUCGAAAAGUUGAUCCUCAACUCUAUGACAGAUAUUUAAGAAACAGGGCCAUUGAUGAACCGGCUUGUACGGCCCUUAUAGCAAUGUAUAGUGUGCUCAUUGUUUUGGGAGCUUUAGGAAACACUUUAGUGAUAGUUUCAGUAAUUCGCAAACCAGCAAUGCGUACUCCUCGAAAUAUGUUUAUUUUAAAUUUGGCUGUAUCUGAUCUUCUCUUGUGUACUGUAACCAUGCCUUUGACUUUGAUGGAGAUCAUCACGAAAUAUUUUCCGCUAGGAAAUAACGUGUUUAUUUGCAAAAUUGUGGGACCUUUACAAGCCACCAGUAUCUUCGUAUCAACGAUUUCAAUAACGGCCAUUGCGCUGGACAGGUACCAGGUAAUCGUCUACCCGACCAAAGAAAGCCUCCAGCUCUUUGGGGCUGUAAUCAUCCUAGGUCUUAUAUGGCUCUUGGCCCUUUUCCUUUCGACUCCUUUGUACAUAGUGAAGCAGCUCAACACCCACAACAUCUCUCUCGGGAAAGGCAUCGACGAACUCAACUUUUGCAUCGAAGACUGGCCUUUUGACCACGGAAGGGCUUACUAUUCCGUCUUCUCCCUCAUCUUCCAGUACAUCGUACCCAUCAUUACCGUUUCGGCUGCCUAUUUGCGCAUCUCUUAUAAAUUGCGCUACCGCUUCGCUGCUGGUUUCGUCAGCAGUGACGAAUCGUCGCAAAAAGGCCGCCGCCAACUGCGAGGUCGCCGCCUCCAACGCACCAACCUCCUUCUGGGUUCAAUCGCCAUCAUCUUCUGCAUCAGUUGGCUGCCCCUCAACCUCUUCAACUUGAUCGCAGACUUGAACAAUUUCCCAACCACAUCUCAGCCCAUGAUGAUCGGUUACGCCGUUUGCCACAUGAUGGGCAUGUCCUCGGCAUGUUCAAAUCCGGUGCUUUAUGGUUGUCUCAACGAAAACUUUUGGAAAGAAUUCAAAGACAUUUUGUGCAUUUCGUCGGAAAAAAACGACGCGUCCGGCGGGGAAUCCCAGAAGUUGUCCAUUAGGAAUAAGUUUAAUAAAGUGUUGGGUCGGAGUAAGCCCGAUUUAGUGACCGGUGUGACGGAAUACCAACCUUGUAACACCGCGAGCAGCGAUAUGACGGUACUAACCAAGUGCUAGCCAUUAAGGAACUUACGGACGAGGAGUAACGGGAGAGAGUCGAGUGUAAAUAGAACGCAACAAAUGUGACUGAUUUUUUAGGAAGUAAUUUGUGUCGUGUGUGAUUGGGACUUGAGCCUAGAUCCUGUUACAGUCCAGACAAAUUAGAGGGGUGUGGCGCCAUGUUGGAAAGAUGGCGGUUUGUGACGCCAUCUUUACAGCAAAUCUAAUUUGUGCAGGAUUAAAGGUCACGACAUCGGCGAGUCCACGGUGUCAAGUGACAUGAAAUGGUCUAGGCUUGAGACCAACUCUUCAAUGUCAAAUAGUUAACUCGAAUUUGUGUUAACAAUGCCUGUGAACGCUGUCAAUUUAUAUCCUAGUCCACUGUAUUAUUAAAAAUAAAGUUUAUGUGAUGUUUGUAUAAAUUAUUAUUAAUGUUUUGAAAUAAAUAGUUUGUUUUAUAAA
This is a messenger RNA of Tribolium castaneum (red flour beetle), 3799 nucleotides long. It is a transcript of the gene NPFR, whose product is annotated as Neuropeptide F receptor. The record is from RefSeq and is a predicted model, not a curated record. Gene Ontology annotation, biological process: G protein-coupled receptor signaling pathway. Gene Ontology annotation, molecular function: neuropeptide binding; neuropeptide Y receptor activity. The coding region runs from base 2156 to 3355 and encodes 399 amino acids. The transcript has 6 exons. Lineage: Eukaryota; Metazoa; Arthropoda; Insecta; Coleoptera; Tenebrionidae. Gene Ontology annotation, cellular component: neuron projection; plasma membrane.